Momordica charantia (bitter melon) is the source of this 1325-nucleotide messenger RNA. RefSeq names its product S-adenosyl-methionine 4-1-methyl-2-pyrrolidinyl-3-oxobutanic acid methyltransferase-like. Lineage: Eukaryota; Viridiplantae; Streptophyta; Magnoliopsida; Cucurbitales; Cucurbitaceae. The record is from RefSeq and is a predicted model, not a curated record. Gene Ontology annotation, molecular function: methyltransferase activity.
UCCUCCUCUAUAAAAUUGGCCAACCAAAUCUCUACAUUUACACACCACACAACACCUAGAAAGAGAGAUGGUUGAAAUGCUACCAAUGAAUGGAGGAGUUGGGGACACCAGUUAUGCUAAUAACUCCUCCUUUCAGGUAUUUCUUAUUUCCAUACUCACUUGGUCCAUCGUCAAGGAAGCCAUUACUCAACUCUACAGCACCAGCUUUCCUACUGCCCUGACCAUUGCUGACUUGGGUUGUUCUUCUGGACCAAAUACUUUUAUGGUCGUCUCCAAGUUGAUCAAGGAAGUGGAAGACAUUCGCCAACAACUACACAAAAAUUCGAUUGAAUAUCAAAUCUUCUUGAACGAUCUCCAUGGAAAUGACUUCAAUUCAAUCUUUAAAUCAUUGCCGAGUUUCCAUGAAAAUUUGAAGACCCAUAUGGGAAAUGGCCUUGGUCCAUGUUUCUUGGUGGGUGCUCCUGGUUCUUUUUAUGGCAGGCUUUUCCCUGGAAAAAGUUUGCAUUUUGUUCAUUCUUCUAACAGUCUCCAUUGGCUAUCCCAGGUUCCUGAAGGAAUUGAAAACAAUAAAGGGAAUAUUUUCAUAUCCGAGACAAGCCCAAAGACAGUACUCGAAGCCUACCAUAAGCAAUUUCAAAAGGAUUUUUCACUGUUUUUGAAGUGUCGUGCAGAGGAAUUGGUGGCUGGUGGGCGUAUGGUUCUAACAAUUUCAGCUAGAACUUGCGAAGAUAGGGUGAACAAGGAGUGUUGUUAUUCUUGGGAGUUGCUGAAUUUGGCAGUCAACGACAUGGUUUCAGAGGGUAUUGUGGAAGAGGAGAAGCUUGACUCGUUCAAUGUUCCAAUCUAUAUGCCGUCUUCAUUGGAAGUGGAAGCUGAGGUCUUAAAUGAAGGGAGCUUCAUCAUUGAACAUCUUCAAGUUGUAAGAGUUAAUUGGAACAUUUAUAAUAAUGAACUCAAUAGUGACAUUCCAUCAAAUGAGAUAAUUGACAGUGGUUAUAAUUAUGCAAAAUGCAUAAGAUCCGUUGCUGAACCACUUCUUGUUCGUCAUUUUGGAGAAGACAUUAUUGACGAAUUGUUCAGUAGGUACAGAGAAAUUAUCAAUGAUCACAUGUCAAAGGAGAACAUCGAGAAUAUUAGCUUCACUAUUUCCCUCACCAAAAAAUAAAAUGAUUCUUCGUUGAAAGAAUAUAAAUAUUAGAAUAAUGUUGCGUGAUCUCCUCUCUCUAACUUAUAUGUAAUAAUUUAUUUUCUUUUCCGUGUAGAUUGAGCUUAAGAAGUACCCACUCUCUGAAACAUUAAUAAUAAAUUAUAGCAAAGAGUGCCUA